This is a messenger RNA of Melanotaenia boesemani (Boeseman's rainbowfish), 1216 nucleotides long. It is a transcript of the gene vma22, whose product is annotated as coiled-coil domain containing 115. Gene Ontology annotation, biological process: vacuolar proton-transporting V-type ATPase complex assembly. The transcript is spliced from 5 exons. The record is from RefSeq and is a predicted model, not a curated record. Gene Ontology annotation, cellular component: extrinsic component of endoplasmic reticulum membrane. Lineage: Eukaryota; Metazoa; Chordata; Actinopteri; Atheriniformes; Melanotaeniidae. Bases 18 to 746 code for a protein of 242 amino acids.
UGUUACAAAGAGUCGACAUGGGUGUAUCAGAAGUACAGGGGUCUUGUCUUUUACUGGACGAAAAGCUGCUCCGCUUCAUGGACCAGCUCGAGUUACUGGAGCAGAAACGAGCCACUCUCAACUCUCUCAUCGAGCAGGGGUGGUUUUCCCUAACCCAGGCACGAUAUUCCAUGGGAAACAAACAAGUAUCUGCACUCCAAUAUGCCAGUGAGAUGGAGCCACUGGUUUGUGUUAAUGUCAGAACCCUGGAUGAUGGUCAGGUGGAAUUCUGCACUGCUAAAUCUCCACAAAAAUGUAGUGAAGACUCUACAAGAUAUGUAGCAUCCAUAGAGGAUAUUGGACCUCAAGAAGAAGGUGUCAGGCAAAGAAAUAAGCCAAAAAAGGAUAUCACAGAAAAAAAGGCAAGUGGGGAUACAAGUAGAGAGAACUUUCCACAAGGAAAUUCAGUAAGAAAAAGAGACCAGAAUCUUCAGCAAGACCCGCUGAAAUGGUUUGGAAUUUUGGUGCCACAACCUCUUAAACAAGCACAGUCAUCAUUCAAGCAAGUGAUAGAGCUUUCUGCUGAGAUCGCAGCCCUCCAGAUUGCAGUUUUAAACACCAGAGAGGAGAUGAAGCACAGUUCAGAAAACAAACACACGCCAGGAGAAGGACUCAGUAUUUCUGCUGGGAAAUGUGGUGAAUUAAAUGAAUCUGCUGUAUCAGAACAGGAGGAAACAAAAGUGACCCUAGCCACAGAGAGAGAGUAGAUCAGGAUCUAUUAAACUUUACUGUGAUAUUGUUGCUUAAAUUAAAAGAAGGUAUCAAAAAUUUAGUUCCAACUUUAUGAUUUAUUUGUAACAGGUUACAUUUGAUCUUGUACUGUUUUUACUGAUAAAUGUGCAUCUUAUUUAAGAUGGAUGUGUUUGUUGUAUUUGAUGAUUUUCUUUAAGUGGAAUAAAUGAGUUGUAGUUUACAACUUAGGAAAUCAUAAGUUAAUUAAAAAGGUGGAAUGUUUUCAACAACCAGUAGUCAGCCUCCUUCAUAUGGUACAACUUUGAGGAAUGUUUUGGAUUGUUUUGCUGAUCUCCGUUUCUUGCAAGUUAACUGUUCGUGUACACCCAUGAUGGAAUACUUUAAUGUUCAACACUUAUAUAUGUAAAGGAAAACUGAUGUUUUUUUUUUUUGUUUUUUUUUUGUUUGUUUGUUUUUUUAAAUUGGAAUAAAAUAUAUAAAACAA